UUGGAGUGUAAAUGGAGGACUUUAUAUUAGGACCUUUGAGCCAAGACCCAUACAGGCGAAGUAAAGAGUUCAUGGGCUCUUUCUUAGGUUGUAUUGUGACAUGACCUUGGUAACGAUUUGGAGAUCACAAAGACAUCAGAAGAAAUGAAUGAAGACUUUUACUUCGAGAAUGAGGAUGCAUGAUCAAAGGAAAGUCAUGUAGCUUCUAAAAUAUUAUCUCUCAAGAAAAAAUCCGAACUAGAAGCAGACAGAAUGUCAAUGGCAAUGCUGAAAUACUUGGCUACAAAGGAUGAUAUGAGCCCUCAAGCGAGGAAGGCAAGGGAGAACUCAGCACCUCUCCUAAUCAGAAUGAUGAGGCAAAUAAAGUUCUUCUCCCAAAGAGAUAUUGAUGAACAAGAUUAUAUGCUAUUCGGUAAGUUGUUACCCAGCUUAGCUAAUCUUUUAGUUGAAUGAAUGUAAGCAUUUUGAUAGUAU
This is a messenger RNA of Moneuplotes crassus, 474 nucleotides long. NCBI's taxonomy places the organism in Eukaryota, Ciliophora, Spirotrichea, Euplotida, Euplotidae. The record is from the annotation of a GenBank genome assembly.